Messenger RNA from Diatraea saccharalis (sugarcane borer), 633 nucleotides. NCBI's taxonomy places the organism in Eukaryota, Metazoa, Arthropoda, Insecta, Lepidoptera, Crambidae. The record is from the annotation of a GenBank genome assembly.
AUGCAAAUUAUUCAAAGCAGUCUGUUUUCGUGCAAGAAACUUGACUCGGAGUUAUGGUUCAUCAUGAUAAUGCAGAGAAAGAAAUGGUCUUUGAAUCUACGACUGCAAUGCCUCAUCAUCGGAUAUAUGAAUUUGUUGGCCAGUAUCAUUGAUAUUGGUAUCCAUGUCGCAAUAGUGGGAAUUAUAACAAAAGGUUUCCAAUGUGAUGCUACGGAAGAAUCGCUUAAAAACAUCGACUGGCCAUGGUUAGAGCCAUUCCUUCUGUUACUGAACUUAGGCACUCACGGUUUCUACCCAUUCCCCUUGAUCUUAAGGAACAGAAACAACUUGUUUUUCGAUUACCAGAUUUUGACGACAGAACCACGUUGCUACUUCGGGAUGUUCCAUGUCAACAUGAUAGACAUUCUGAACUUUUUGAUUAAUAUAAUAUGGUUGAAAUUCGUGCGAGCAUACGUCGUGGCUGUGCACAAGGUAAGGGCAGAAAAAAAGCAAAAGGUUGAUCAGCCCCCAUCGUACAUCGAAUGUCUCGUUAGCAUGCCUAAUAACCAAGAAAAGGCAGAAAAGAAAGAUGCAGAGUUAUUCGUUGCAGAAGAAACGAAGAAAAAUAUAGAAAGCAUUAGUGAAACAGUUUGA